AUGCUGCACCAUGGGAAGCGCUGGAGGUCCAUGUGCAAGGGGCUCAUCCUGGGGACCCUCCUGACCAGCUUCAUGCUGCUGCUCUACUCCUACGCCGUCCCCCCGCUGCACCUGUCUCUUCUCCCCACCAGGAUCCCUGUCCCCUCCUCCUGCUCCUCCUAUCCAGCCCCCGGCAAGGCGCCAGCAGCGGCCAACGGCACGGGCAGCCCCUCGGGACAAAGCUGCCAGCCCAAGGUGAACAUCAUGUUCAUGAAGACGCACAAGACAGCCAGCAGCACCAUCCUCAACAUCCUCUUCCGCUUUGGGGAGAAGCAUCACUUGAAAUUCGCCUUCCCCAAUGGCCGCAACGACUUCUACUACCCCUCCUUCUUCGAGCGCAGCCAGGUGCAGCACUACCAGCCGGGCGCAUGCUUCAACAUCAUCUGCAACCACAUGCGCUUCCACUAUGAGGAGGUGCGCAAGCUCCUGCCGGCGGACGCCACCUUCGUGACAGUGCUGCGGGACCCUGCCUACCUCUUCGAGUCCUCUUUCCACUACUUCGGGCGCAUCAUCCCCCUCACCUGGAAGCUGACGGGGGAGGACAAGCUGGCGGAGUUCCUCCGGGACCCCUGGCACUACUACGACCCCAACGGGUUCAACGCUCACUACCUCCAAAACCUCCUCUUCUUCGACUUGGGCUACGACAACAACAUGAACGCCAACAGCCCGCUGGUGGAGGAGCACAUCCAGGAGAUAGACCGCCGUUUCCACCUCGUCAUGUUGCUCGAGUACUUUGAUGAGUCCCUGGUGCUGCUGAAGGACCUGCUGUGCUGGCAGCUGGAGGAAGUCCUCUACUUCAAGCUCAACGCCCGGAAGGGCUCCACCGUCUCCCGGCUGACACCUGAGCUCUAUGAGAAGGCCACCUCCUGGAACCUCAUCGACGCUAAGCUCUACCGCUAUUUUAAUGCCACCUUCUGGCGUAAGGUGGAGGCCUACGGGAGGGAGCGGAUGGCCAAGGAUGUGGCCGAGCUGCAGCGGGAGAAUGAGAAGAUGAAGAGCAUCUGCAUCGACGGGGGACACCCCGUGGACGCCAGUGCCAUCCAAGAGUCCUCCAUGCAACCCUGGCAGCCGCUGGGGGAGAAGUCCAUCCUGGGCUACAACUUGAAGAAGAAGAUCAACAAACAGCACCAGAAGCUGUGCCGCAAGAUGCUGACACCCGAAAUCCAGUACCUGACCGACCUGGGGGUCAACCUCUGGAUCACCAAACUGUGGAGCCGCGUGCGGGACUUCUUGAAGUGGUAG
Gavia stellata (red-throated loon) is the source of this 1281-nucleotide messenger RNA. It is a transcript of the gene GAL3ST1, whose product is annotated as galactose-3-O-sulfotransferase 1. Gene Ontology annotation, molecular function: galactosylceramide sulfotransferase activity. Gene Ontology annotation, cellular component: membrane. Gene Ontology annotation, biological process: galactosylceramide biosynthetic process; myelination. The record is from RefSeq and is a predicted model, not a curated record. The coding region runs from base 1 to 1281 and encodes 426 amino acids. The transcript has 2 exons. Lineage: Eukaryota; Metazoa; Chordata; Aves; Gaviiformes; Gaviidae.